Messenger RNA from Mus pahari (shrew mouse), 3242 nucleotides. Its product is annotated as zinc finger protein 728-like. Gene Ontology annotation, cellular component: nucleus. Gene Ontology annotation, biological process: regulation of transcription by RNA polymerase II. Gene Ontology annotation, molecular function: DNA-binding transcription activator activity, RNA polymerase II-specific; RNA polymerase II cis-regulatory region sequence-specific DNA binding. The record is from RefSeq and is a predicted model, not a curated record. The transcript has 4 exons. Lineage: Eukaryota; Metazoa; Chordata; Mammalia; Rodentia; Muridae. Bases 63 to 977 code for a protein of 304 amino acids.
AACUUAGCUUCUCCCCAGAGUUAGGCGUCUGUCCUGUUGAAAGCUGCGUUUGGAUCUCUGACAUGAAGGAUAUGCUGUCAUUCUGGGAUGUGGUAAUAUAUUUCUCUGCAGAGGAGUGGGAAUACCUGGGUCCUGCUCAGUGGAAAUUAUACAGGGAUGUGACACUGGAGAAUUACAACAACUUUGUUUUUCUGGAUCUUGUUUCCUCUAAGCCAUACCUGGUCAGAUUUCUGGAACAAAUACAAGAGCCUUCAGAUGUGAAGAGUCAAGCAGACAUCUCUAUGUACUCAGGGGGAAAAUGCUAUACGUGUAAAGAAUGUGGCAACAUCUUUGUGGGGAAAGAAGUAUUUCAAAAUCAUCGGAUAAUUCACUUAGGAGGGAAGCCCUACAAGUGUGAAGAGUGUGGCAAGUCCUUCCGUUUUCCAUCAUUGCUUUCUCAACACAAACUAAUUCAUACAGGAGAAAAACCCUACAAGUGUGAAACAUGUAACAGGGCCUUCCAUGAUCCAAUAAAACUUUUUCAACAUAAAAUAAUUCACACAAAAGAAAAACUCUAUAAGUGUGAAGUAUGUGGCAAGGCUUUCAAUUAUUCAUCAAGACUUUUAUACCAUAGGAGAAUUCAUACAGGAGAGAAACCAUACAAGUGUGAAGUAUGUGGAAAGGCCUUCCACUCUUCACCAUUACUUUAUCAACACAUGGGGAUUCAUACAGGAGAUAAACCCUGCAAGUGUGAUGUAUGUGGCAAGGCCUUCCGCUUUCCAUCAUUACUUUUAAAACACAAGAUAUGUCAUACAAACCAAAAACCCUACAAGUGUAAAAUAUGUGGAGAUUUCCUCCGCUGUCAAUCAUCACUUCAUGAACACAAGUUAAUGCAUAAAGGAGAGAAACUCUACAAGUGUGAUAUAUGUGGCAAGGCCUUCGAAUAUCCAUCAAGACUUUCAAAACAUAAGAAAAUUCAUACAAGAGAGAAAUCAUAAAGGUGUGAAGUAUGUGGCAAUGCCUUCCAUUAUCCAUCAAUACUUUCAAACUGUAAGAAAAUUCAUACAAGAAAGAAACCAUACAGUUGUGAAAUGUGUGGCAAAGCCUUUGAUUAUCCAUUAGGACCUUAAAAACUUAAGAAAGUUCAUACAGAAGAGAAUCCCUACAAGUGUGAAGUAUCUGCCAAGGUCUUCAAUUACCAGUGAAGACUUUACAAACAAAACAGAAUUCAUACAAGAGAGAAGUCCUACAAAUAUAAAGAAUGUGGCCUGGCCUUCUAUUGUCCAUAAGUACUUUCUGAAAAGAGAAGCCACACAGGAAAGAAACCCUAAACUUGAUGUGUAUCAGGUAAAUCCUUUAGAACUUUCCAGAUUCUUUCUCCUUAUUUGAUAACUCAUUCUGGAAAGAAAACAUACAAAAGUGAGGAUCGUGGAAAAACCUCUUUUACAAAGUCAAUCCUGUAUCUAGACAAAUUAACUCACAAUGUAGAAAAUAUUUACAAAUGAAAAAAACAUGUCAAAAUGCUCAACAAAUUUAGGGAUCAUCAAAGAAUUCAUUCUGGAAAGAAACCAUACAAAUAUAAAAAAUGUGGCAAAUACUUUUUAAGUUCAUUGCAUGAUCUGAACACAGGAUAAUUCCUAUUGGAGAUAAACACUACACAUGUGAAGAAUGUGGCAAACACUGUAUUACCAGUCUUCUGGUCUCAAACAACAUCAAAGAAUUCAUCUAUGAGAGAAACCAUACAAGUGUGAAGAAUGUGCUAAGGUCUUUUGGACUUAUAGAAACCUCGAGGAAAACUUCACAAUUCAUACUAGACUGAAAUGUCACAAGUGUGAAAAAUAUUGCAAACCCUUCAAUAAGCAUUCUUAUAUUUCUGAAGACAAGUUAGAUUAAACUGGAAUGAAAUAGUACAAAUGUUAAAAUGUUCAUAACAUCUUAAUACUUCUCCAGACCCUAAAGAUUAUCAACAGUUUCAUGCUGAAUCGAAGUCCUAUAAGUUUAGGGGAUUUUGUAAAGGCUUUGGAAUCAUUCAUACUACCAUGCCAAAAUUGGAGCUGUCGGACUAUGUGGUUGUCGUUCUGGAUUUGGGGCUGAUCCUUCCUUUGUCUUUUGUUUCUUCUGUUUUAGAAUUGAAACCCUUGUUCUAUACCAGUAUGUAAAAACUAGUCACUUGUUCUUAUGUUGUAGGAGCUCACAGUCAAGAGAUUGCCUUGAGUCUCAUGUGACACGUGGACUGUGGUCUUUCAUAGUGUUGUAAUUGUUAAAUCCUUUGUGGACCUUUCAAGUUGUAGCCUAUUUUACUUAUGAGGCGAAAGUUAGGUUGGAGAAAGGGCAGGAAUGUUACGAUUUUUGGGUAGAGCUAGCAUAUUGACUUUGAGAAUACAGUAAAUUGCCAAGAAGACCCAAUACACCCAUGUCAGUAUUCCGGGUAUCCACAACAUAGAAAGAGGUAAUUACCUCUGAAGGUUGUCCUCUGACCUUCUUGCAUGGGCCCACACACAAACAUAAAUUUCUGUGCCCAGAAAUGAAUAAAUGUAGAUUACACUUUUGAAAUAACUUUGUGUUUUACAUGGAAAAGUGUAAAGAACUAAUGAUACAAACUCAAUUGUUAGCAGCAUGAGUUCUAGAAUCAUUUGAGUUGCAAGCCUCUUGUUGAUUUGUAGAAUUUAUCUUGAUUAAUUAAAUUGAUUUUAGGAGGUCUGUUGAUUGCAGUUGGAAGCAUCUGUUUGACUUAGAUGCUGCAGUAUCAGAUAAUACUCUGAGACCAACUAUUCAUCCAUCCCCUGCUUCCUCACUGUGGAAGGAACAUGACCAGCUGCUUAUGUUCCUGUUGUUUUAACUUUCUCACCAUGUGUUGUGGUUGGAAUAAGAAUUGCCCCAAGGGCUCAUAGAAUAGAUUUGAAUGGUUAGUUAUCAGGUAAUAACACUGCUGGAAAAGGCUUAAGAAGUGUGACAUCACUGGUGUAAGUGUGUCAUUGGAGGUCAUAUUUGAGAUUUCAAAGGUUCAGACCCAGUGUCCCCCUCUUUUACUGACUAUGGGUCAGUAUGGAUAAUUCUCAGCUACUUCUCAAGCUCCAUGUCUGCCUGCAUUCCAAUGAGCUCCCUAGCUUGCUCCUCACAAUAAUAAUGGACAAACCUCUGAAACUGUUUACAAGCCCCAAUUAAAUGUUUUUUUUAUAAGAGUUGUCCUGGUUUGGUGUCUCUUUGUAGCAGUAGAACACUGAGUAAGACUCCAUGGUUGUGAUGGAUUGUAUGACCUCUGC